AGCAAAACAAGAAGUGGAGGUCUUAGGCUUUCUCCGUUUCUAGGAUGGAACUCAAAUGAGCUGUCCCAAAGCCGAAAUGUGGGUGCGCUGGGUCUGAGGCUCGGAGAGAGACAUCUGAGAACAUAACUUGGCGUUCUUCAGGGGAAUCGGCUCCUUCUGCACAGAGCAGUGCGGUUCCACCCGUGCUGCAGCUACACUGGCAACAGAUGGAUAAACGGAGGUAGGGCUCAAGCGGGUCUGGAGCCUGCUAAGGAGCCUAAGGCUGUCAGGAGAGCCAGGGAUGGAGGAAGGGCUCCCACCAUCACCUGCUGCGGCCUGGGGACUUCUUUCCAGAAACCCUCAGGCUGAGUCUGUGAGUUCCACCGGUCGAACUCGAGCUGUGUGGCUGGCUCAGCCGUGCAGGCUCCCGUGGCUGUAGUUUUGAGCAGGACAUCAAUAGAAGGCGAGGUUUUCAGAGGAAGUGUGUGCACGCCCAGCACGGAGGUGGGGUCCCCUGGAGAAAGCUCCUCUUAGCUCAUCAGGACUGGGUGGCUCAGAGGUUUGGGGUUUUCCCCCCUGUGUUUUUUGAGCAUUGCUUUAACCUUUACGAGGUUAAAGGCUGGGGGUGGAGUGGAAACCAAAACCUGAAAUGUAAAGCAGGUCCCGGCCCGGGCAGGCCCAAGGGGCUCCAAGGAUGCGCGUGACAACAGCCUCGAAAGGGCUCCCUCUGUACACUCAGGUCCCCAGCAACCCCCUCCCUUCCUGUUUUGUCUGCUUGUCACCGGGCUCCUACCCCAGAAGGGUGGCCUCAGCUUCACAGGUUUCUAGGCUCCAACCCCGCCCCGCCCCCAGGGCGUCCUGACUUUCGGUAAAUGAGGCGGCCAGGAAGCUCAGAGGCCGCACAGGAAGGAGCGGGGGACUUUCCUGUCACAGCCCGGCUGCCGCCACCUCGGCGCAGCUGCAGGUUGUACUCAUGGCACCUCCAAGUGAGGAGACGCCUCUGAUCCCUCAGCGUUCUUGCAGCCUCUCAUCCUCAGAGGCAGGCUCCCUGCAUGUCCUCCUUCCUCCGCGGGGAUCUGGGCCUCCCCAGCGACUGUCAUUCUCUUUUGGGGACUACUUGGCAGAGGAUUUGUGUGUGCGGGCAGCCAAAGUCUGUGGCAUCCUGCCUGUUUAUCACCCGCUCUUCGCUCUGGCAACCGAGGACUUGUCUCGCUGGUUCCCCCCAAGCCACAUCUUCUCUGUGGAGGACGUGGACAUUCAAGUCUUGGUCUACAGGCUCCGGUUUUAUUUCCCUGACUGGUUUGGACUGGAGACAUGUCACCGCUUUGGGCUGCGCAAAGAUCUGACCAGCGCCAUACUUGACUUACACGUUCUAGAACACCUCUUUGCCCAGCACCGCAGUGACCUGGUGAGUGGGCGCCUCCCAGUGGGCCUCAGCCUGAAGGAGCAGGGAGAGUGCCUGAGCCUGGCCGUGCUGGACCUGGCGCAGAUGGCCCGUGAGCAGGCCCAGAGGCCAGGCGAGCUGCUGAAGACCGUCAGCUACAAGGCCUGCCUGCCACCCGGCCUGCGCGACCUGAUCCAGGGUCUGAGCUUCGUGACAAGAAGGCGAAUCCGCAGGACGGUGCUCCAGGCGUUGCGCCGCGUGGUCACCUGCCAGGCCGACCGCUACUCGCUCAUGGCCAAGUACAUCCUGGACCUGGAGAGGCUGCACCCGGCGGCCGCCGCCGAGACCUUCCGCGUGGGGCUCCCGGUAACCCAGGAGGGGCCAGGGCUCCUGCGCGUGGCUGGGGGCAGCGGCGUCGCCUGGAGCCCCGGGGACCAAGAGCUUUUCCAGACCUUCUGUGACUUUCCCGAAAUCGUGGACGUCAGCAUCAAGCAGGCCCCACGCAUGGGUCCGGCAGGGGAGCAUCGGCUGGUCACCGUUACCAGGAUGGACAGCCACAUCCUGGAAGCAGAAUUCCCCGGGCUGCCUGAGGCACUAUCCUUCGUGGCCCUCGUAGAUGGUUACUUCCGCCUGACCUGCGACUCCAGGCAUUUCUUCUGCAAGGAGGUAGCACCGCCAAGGCUGUUGGAGGAGGUGGCAGAGAUGUGCCACGGACCCAUCACGUCAGACUUCGCUGUCCACAAACUAAAGACCGCUGGCUCCCUCCCGGGCUCCUACAUUCUCCGCCGCAGCCCUCAGGACUAUGACAGCUUUCUUCUCACUGCCUGCGUCCAGACGCCCCUUGGCCCAGACUACAAGGGCUGCCUCAUCCGCCGGGACCCCACCGGGGCCUUCUCCCUGGUCGGCCUCAGCCAGCCGCACCGAAGCCUCCGGGAGCUCCUCGCAGCCUGCUGUCAUUCUGGGCUGCAUGUAGAUGGUGCCGCCCUGAACCUCACAUCCUGCUGUGCCCCCAGACCCAAGGAAAAGUCCAAUUUGAUCGUGGUAAGAAGGGGCUGCACCCCUUCCCCAACCCCUAGCCGCACCCCGUCCUGCUGCACUCUAAUGCAGCUGAGCUUCCACACGAUCCCUGCGGACAGCCUGGAGUGGCACGAGAACCUGGGCCACGGCUCUUUCACCAAGAUCUACCGCGGCUGCCGGCGGGAGGCCGUGGAUGGCGAGACACACGAGACGGAAGUCCUCCUGAAGGUCAUGGACGCCAGACACCGGAACUGCAUGGAGUCCUUUCUAGAAGCCGCGAGCCUGAUGAGCCAAGUAUCCUACCCGCACCUCGUGUUGCUGCAUGGCGUCUGCAUGGCUGGAGACAGCAUCAUGGUGCAGGAAUUUGUCUAUCUCGGCGCAAUUGAUAUGUACCUGCGCAAGCGUGGUCACUUGGUGCCGGCCAGCUGGAAGCUGCAGGUGGUCAAGCAGCUGGCCUAUGCCCUCAACUAUUUGGAGGACAAAGGCCUCCCUCAUGGCAAUGUCUCAGCGCGGAAGGUGCUCCUGGCUCGAGAGGGGGUUGAUGGGAGUCCUCCCUUCAUCAAGCUGAGUGAUCCUGGCGUCAGCCCCACAGUGCUGAGCCUAGAAAUGCUCACCGACAGGAUCCCCUGGGUGGCCCCCGAGUGUCUGCAGGAAGCCCGGGCGCUCGGCUUAGAGGCCGACAAGUGGGGCUUCGGCGCCACCGCGUGGGAGGUGUUCAGUGGGGGACCCGUGCACAUCACCUCGCUGGAGCCCGCCAAGAAGCUGAAAUUCUACGAGGACCGGGGGCAGCUGCCGGCCCCCAAGUGGACGGAGCUGGCGGGACUCAUUGCGCAGUGCAUGGCUUACGACCCGGGCCAGCGGCCCUCCUUCCGCGCCAUCCUCAGGGAUCUCAACGGCCUCAUUACGUCAGAUUAUGAGCUCCUCUCAGACCCGACGCCCGGCAGCCUGAGUCCCCGAGAUGAGCUGUGCACCGGCACCCAGCUCUACGCCUGCCAGGACCCCACCAUCUUCGAGGAGAGGCACCUUAAAUACAUCUCUCUGUUGGGCAAAGGCAACUUUGGCAACGUGGAACUGUGCCGCUAUGACCCUCUGGGGGACAAUACAGGACCCCUGGUAGCUGUGAAGCAGCUACAGCACAGCGGGCCAGACCAGCAGAGGGACUUCCAGAGGGAGAUUCAGAUCCUCAAGGCGCUGCACAGUGACUUCAUCGUCAAGUACCGGGGAGUCAGCUACGGGCCAGGUCGCCAGAGCCUGCGGUUGGUGAUGGAGUACCUGCCCAGCGGCUGCCUGCGGGACUUCCUGCAGCGCCACCGCGCGCGCCUGCACUCCGGCCGCCUGCUGCUGUUCGCUUGGCAGAUCUGCAAGGGCAUGGAGUACCUGGGCGCGCGCCGCUGCGUGCACCGCGACCUGGCUGCGCGAAAUAUUCUGGUGGAGAGCGAGGCGCACGUGAAGAUCGCGGAUUUCGGCCUUGCUAAGCUGCUGCCGCUCGGAAAGGACUACUACGUGGUCCGCGAGCCAGGCCAGAGCCCCAUCUUCUGGUACGCCCCAGAAUCCUUGUCCGACAACAUCUUCUCCUGCCAGUCUGACGUGUGGAGCUUCGGCGUGGUAUUGUAUGAGCUCUUCACCUAUAGCGACAAGAGCUGCAGCCCUUCGGCCGAGUUCUUGCGCAUGAUGGGACCAGAGCGUGAUGGGCUUGCGCUCUGCAGACUCCUGGAGCUGCUGGCAGAGGGCCGCCGCCUCCCACGGCCUCCUGCCUGCCCCACUGAGGUUCAGGAGCUCAUGCAGCUGUGCUGGGCGCCCAGCCCGCAGGACCGGCCGACCUUCGGCACCCUGAGCCCGCAGCUGGACGCGCUGUGGCGUGGAAACCCCGGGUAGCAGCCAGGAAUACAGAUGUUAAAUUAUGUGACCCCGGGCUCUGCGCAAUUGACACCUCUGGAAAUACUUUCCUGGCACAGCCGCCUCCUACAGAACUCCGCGACACCAGAUCCUAGUACUGCUCUACUUGGGCCAGAAACUCACCCGCCCCUUCCUCCCGGUCAAGGUCUGCAGAAGUGCCUGUAUCCAUCUCCCCUGCCCUGUGGGCUCAGUGCGACUCCUUACAGGCUGGGCUCCGGGACUGUUUGGUGAAUGAAUAA
This is a messenger RNA of Arvicola amphibius (Eurasian water vole), 4515 nucleotides long. RefSeq names its product Janus kinase 3 (gene Jak3). The record is from RefSeq and is a predicted model, not a curated record. Gene Ontology annotation, cellular component: membrane; cytoskeleton; cytosol. Lineage: Eukaryota; Metazoa; Chordata; Mammalia; Rodentia; Cricetidae. Gene Ontology annotation, biological process: peptidyl-tyrosine phosphorylation; cell differentiation; hemopoiesis. Gene Ontology annotation, molecular function: ATP binding; non-membrane spanning protein tyrosine kinase activity; cytokine receptor binding. The transcript has 26 exons. Bases 953 to 4255 code for a protein of 1100 amino acids.